UGUAAUCUUAACAUUAGAUUUUCGAAAACAGAAAUUAGAAGCCUACAAAUUGGCAUUUGCAGAAUAUCUGAAUUGUAUAUUCGACUGACCGAUUCGAUUAUUAUUUAAAUUAUUUCUUUUAAUUUUUUUGACAUGGACGUCCCUUGUUAGUUUCGUUCAGUUUAUUUAUCAGAAUAUGACCUUAAUAUUCAAGCUGUUUUUUUCGAAUUAUAAACGUUUCACAAUAUUAUUUGCUUUAAUUGGAACUCGAAUUUUAUUUGCUCCGUAGCAGUCAACACAAGACUUCACGUCAAAAUAAGUCAGUUCUUUCGAAAAAAUUGAGUUCAGCGUUUGCUAUUAUCCAGAAUAAUUUUUUAACAGAAAUCUGUCUUGCCAAUGUCCAAAUUCAUCAUGACUGGCUCAUUUAUUCCAUCAAUUGCAAAAAAUGCAAAAAUAUUGAGACUUUGUAAAAAGAAUAUGCACUCAAAUGCGGUGCAACCGAAAAUCACAACUCAUUAUACUGUUCAUCCGCGGGAAAAUGAUCCGAGGUGGAAAGAUAUCAAUAUGGAAAGAUACGUUGAUGAGACCGAUAUAUUAAUAGUUGGUGGGGGCCCAGGAGGUUUAAGCGCAGCAAUUCAAGCUCAAAAACUUGCUCAAGAGCACGGUGAAAACUUGCGUGUAACUCUUGUGGAAAAAUCAGCUUCCAUUGGGGAUCACAUUCUGAGUGGUGCUUGCAUAGAUCCCAUAGCGUUACAAGAACUUUUUCCUAAUUGGAAAGAACUUGAAGCUCCUUUACAUACGCCAGUUACAGUUGAUAAAUUUGGAUAUUUAACUGAGAACAAAAGAUUUUCGAUACCAAUAUUUAAGAGUAUGCCAUUGUACAAUCAUGGAAAUUAUGUCGUCAGACUUGGACAUGUUGUAUCCUGGCUUGGGAAACAAGCUGAGGCAGCUGGAGUUGAAAUAUACCCAGGAUAUGGUGCUUCUGAAAUUUUGUAUCACGAAGAUGGAUCUGUAAAAGGAAUUGCAACUAGUGACGUUGGAGUAGCUAAAGAUGGUUCUCCGAAAGAUAGUUUUGAGCGAGGGAUGGAAUUGCAUGCCAAGUGCACUAUAUUUGCCGAGGGCUGUCAUGGUCACUUAACAAAACAGAUAGUCAAAAGGUUUAAUUUGAGGCAAAAUUCUGAAAACCAAUCAUACGGUAUCGGAUUAAAAGAGAUCUGGGAAAUUGAUCCAGCGAAUCAUCAUCCGGGAACGGUUGAACAUACAAUUGGUUGGCCUCUAGAUAAGAAUACCUAUGGUGGUUCAUUUUUGUACCAUUUGAACGAAGAUUCGCCACUCAUAGCAAUAGGUUUCGUCGUUGGUUUAGAUUAUUCAAAUCCAUACCUUAGCCCUUUCCGAGAAUUUCAACGUUUCAAACAUCAUCCUUCUAUAAAAUCAACUCUUCAGAACGGUAAAAGAAUUGCUUACGGUGCAAGGGCUCUCACCGAGGGAGGUCUCCAAUCUUUGCCAAAGCUUACCUUCCCAGGUGGUUGUCUUAUCGGUUGUGCUGCAGGAUUUCUAAAUGUACCCAAAAUUAAGGGUACCCAUUACGCAAUGAAAAGUGGAAUGUUAGCGGCAGAAAGCGUAAUCGAAUCUAUCAUCGAAAGUAAAAACGCGGAAAGUAAAACUAAAGGAGUUGAACCAAUUUCGUAUGCUGACAAGAUAAAAGAUAGUUGGAUAUAUAAGGAUUUGAAAGCUGUCAGAAACAUAAGACCAAGUUUCCACACGAGUCUGGGUUUGUACGGAGGUAUAAUAUAUUCAGGAUUUUCAAUGCUAGUGAAAGGAAAAGAACCAUGGACCCUAUCGCACGGAGGUCCUGACCAUGCUAAGUUGAAACCAGCAAGUGAAUCAAAGCCUAUCGACUAUCCUAAACCAGAUAAUGUGAUUUCUUUUGAUUUGUUAUCUUCAGUCGCUCUUACUGGUACAAACCAUGAAGCUGAUCAACCACCACAUUUGACACUAUUGGACGAUAGUGUACCAGUUAACACUAACCUUGCUGUUUAUGAUGGUCCCGAACAAAGGUUUUGUCCAGCUGGUGUAUAUGAGUACGUGCCCACAGAAAAUGACAGUGGACGCCAAUUACAAAUAAAUGCGCAAAACUGUAUCCAUUGCAAGACUUGUGACAUCAAAGAUCCGACUCAAAACAUAAAUUGGGUGGUUCCAGAAAAUGGUGGUCCAGCCUACAAUGGAAUGUAAAGAAUAUAUAGAAUAUAUUUUUUAUAUUAAAUUUUUUAGUUAUUUUGUAUAAUAUAUUAUUGUUGAUCGAU
Messenger RNA from Trichogramma pretiosum, 2282 nucleotides. It is a transcript of the gene Etf-QO, whose product is annotated as electron transfer flavoprotein-ubiquinone oxidoreductase, mitochondrial. Gene Ontology annotation, cellular component: mitochondrial inner membrane. Gene Ontology annotation, molecular function: iron-sulfur cluster binding; electron-transferring-flavoprotein dehydrogenase activity. NCBI's taxonomy places the organism in Eukaryota, Metazoa, Arthropoda, Insecta, Hymenoptera, Trichogrammatidae. The transcript is spliced from 8 exons. Bases 376 to 2211 code for a protein of 611 amino acids. Gene Ontology annotation, biological process: electron transport chain. The record is from RefSeq and is a predicted model, not a curated record.